Messenger RNA from Ornithodoros turicata, 1114 nucleotides. RefSeq lists its product as uncharacterized. The coding region runs from base 353 to 1114 and encodes 253 amino acids. The record is from RefSeq and is a predicted model, not a curated record. The transcript is spliced from 5 exons. NCBI's taxonomy places the organism in Eukaryota, Metazoa, Arthropoda, Arachnida, Ixodida, Argasidae.
AUUACGGCUCCCAUACUCAUAUAUACUCAUGUGUAUAAUAUUAGGUUUCACCGAUUUCUCGCAGAUGGUGGCGCUGCAGUUUGCGCGGUUGUCUUGACGGCUGCUCCGAAAUGGCGAAAGCGCGCGCGUUGUUCGUGAAACGGUUCCGCGACCGGCAGAUAAUGCUUUUGAGAAGAAAGCAACUGAUUCUUCGGUUGCUCAUAUACCUGCUUUUGUGGCGGAAGACUAGCGAGCCGUCUGCGCGGCGAUGGUGGGUUCGAGAAGAGUGGCGGAACCGAGAGACCGAAGGAGCCUAUGGCACGAUGGUUAGCUGCUGUUUUCAAUCAAAUUCACGAACUUACGAACAUAUUCAAUGAUUAAGGUGAGAAGAAUGCAGUCCAGCGGUUCCGAGCUUCACUACACCUUCCUCAGGAUGUCCCCUGAGAGGUUCAACCACCUGUUGGGACUCGUGAGGGAGAAGCUGACAAAAUGUCCGUGGGGACGGAAGGCAAUUUCACCAGAGCAAAGGCUUGCCAUUACACUGAGGUACCUGGCUACUGGGGACAGCGUAAAGUCGAUGGCCUUUUUGUUCCGCGUUGGUUUCGAGACUGCGAGGCGCAUCAUCCUGGAGACUUGCAAUGCUCUGUGGGAGACUCUGCAGCCAGUGUACAUGCCUGAACCUACACUGCAAUUGUGGGAAAGCUCUGCACGGGAUUUUGCAACUAGGUGGCAAUUCCCCAACUGCAUUGGAGCCGUUGAUGGCAAACAUGUAAAUAUCCAGGCGCCACCACUUAGUGGAUCAAUGUACUAUAACUACAAGCACGACUUUUCAAUCAACCUGAUGGCCAUAUGUGACGCCACGUACAAAUGCAUUGCAGUCUCCAUUGGAGACUAUGGCUCUCAUGCUGAUGGGGGAGUGUUCAAGAACUGUCCCAUCGGUCUCGCACUCGAGAAUGGGCAGCUCGAGAUUCCCCCACCAGUGACGUUGCCUGGAACUGAUGUCACGGUGCCCUGCGUGCUAGUCGGCGACAAGGCAUUUCAGUUAACACCUGACUUUAUGAGGCCAUACCCCGGAGCAGGUCUCAACAGGACCCGAAGAAUAUUUAAUUACCGUUUAAGCAGGGCGAUGCAUUGA